AUGACCACUGGACAUAUCAGCAAUGCUCAUGCCAACGGUGCUCCCAACGGGCGUGUGAAUGGAGACACUGGCUUGGAAAAGUCAUUCAAUGCAUUCACUUUGAAUCCCGAUCGACCAGCCUACAUUCCACCUCACAUGAGAGGAAAACUUCAACCUGCACCCGCACCUUCUAACGCUGGUCCCGGAGGUUUCAACAACAACAAGCAGAACGCAGCCUUCCCGCCCAUUGGUGGAGCUCCAGCUCCACAUGCCGACGGUUACAGGCCUCAGCAAGGUCUCCCUACGCCCGCGGCGACCCCUCCUGCCUCUUCAGCAUAUGUUCCCCCUUCCUCUAGGGGAGGGCCUCCCAGUGACGGAGGUUGGGGUGGUCCGCCCCGAGGAGCUGCACCUCAAGGACGAGGCUGGGGUAGCGGUGGUGGUGGUGGUGGUGGUGGCGGCGGAAGCGCUGGUGCUGGAUAUGGAGUCUGGCGAAACGGCCAUGUAGUCGGGCAGCGAAACCCUCGAAUGGAGAAAGAGCUCUACGGAGAGGAAUCUGAUGGAUCGCACAUGGGCACUGGUAUCAACUUUGACAAGUACGCCGACAUUCCCGUCGACGCGUCUGGAAAUGGCGUUCCCGAGCCAGUUACCCAGUUCACCAACCCUCCCAUCGACCCUGUGCUUCUGGAGAACAUCGGUUACGCUCGAUACACCACCCCCACCCCCGUCCAGAAAUACUCGAUCCCCAUCGUCGCCAACGGACGAGACCUUAUGGCUUGUGCUCAGACUGGUUCCGGAAAGACUGGUGGCUUCCUCUUCCCGAUUCUCUCAUCCAUGUUCUCCUUUGGCCCUAUUGCACCUCCUGCCGAUAACAACAGCUUCAGCUACAAUUCUCGACGAAAAUCGUACCCUACUGCUUUGAUCCUCGCUCCCACUCGAGAACUCGUCUCGCAAAUCCACGAUGAAGCCAGACGAUUUGCCUACCGAUCUUGGGUCCGACCUGCCGUUGUUUACGGAGGUGCCGACAUCGGUCAACAGAUCCGGGCGCUCGACCGAGGUUGCGACCUCUUGUCUGCCACUCCUGGUCGUCUUGUCGACCUGAUGGAGCGAGGCAGGAUCAGUCUCUGCAACAUCAAGUAUCUCGUUCUCGAUGAAGCCGAUCGAAUGCUGGAUAUGGGUUUCGAGCCCCAGAUUCGACGAAUCGUUGAGGGCGAAGACAUGCCUGGAGUUCAAGACCGACAGACGCUCAUGUUCUCUGCCACCUUCCCCCGAGAGAUUCAGAUGCUCGCUCGAUCGUUCUUGAAGGAUUACGUUUUCCUUUCCGUUGGACGUGUCGGUUCCACUUCCGAGAACAUUACUCAGCGAGUUGAGUAUGUCGACGACAACGAGAAAAAGUCACUCCUUCUCGAUCUCCUCCAGGCUGAGGAAUCAGGCGGUCUGGUUCUCGUCUUCGUUGAGACCAAGCGAAUGGCAGACAACCUCUGCGAUUUCCUCUGCGCUCAGCGACACAAUGCGACAUCUAUUCACGGUGAUCGUACCCAGCGAGAACGAGAAGCGGCUUUGGCCGCAUUCCGAACUGGACGUGCACCUAUUCUGGUUGCGACCGCCGUCGCCGCCAGAGGACUCGAUAUCCCCAACGUCACCCACGUCAUUCUCUACGACUUGCCCACCGAUGUCGCUGAGUACACCCACCGAAUCGGUCGUACCGGUCGUGCGGGUAACACUGGUACCUCGACGGCCUUCUUCAACCGAAACAACCUCCAAAUUGGACGAGAGUUGGUCGACCUCCUUAAAGAAGCCAACCAGACUGUUCCCCAGUGGUUGCUUGACAUCACCUCAGAGCGAUCUUUCGGCGGCGGAUACUCGUCCCGACCCUCGCGUGGUCGAGGUGGUCGAGGUGGUGGAAACAGGGAUGUGCGAAGCACUCCAGGUGGAGGAGGAUACGGCGGUGGGGGUAGCGGAGGUGGACACCGAGGAGGCGGUGGAGGAGGUGGAUAUGGUGGUGGUGGCUACGGCGGAGGAUACGGCGGAGGAGGAUACGGUGGAGGUGGAAGCUUCGGUGGACCUCCCAACUCUGGCGCCGCUAGCUGGUGGUAAUCGGCUCUGGCGUCGUGCUGGCACGCGGGCCGUGUCAGGACUGUUCAGUUCGAGCCAUACUCUUCCCUCUUCCCCAUUCGCCCCCGACUCGCCGACUCGCCUUUUCUCAGUAAUCGACUCAAGUCCUCU
Kockovaella imperatae is the source of this 2202-nucleotide messenger RNA. RefSeq names its product P-loop containing nucleoside triphosphate hydrolase protein. The transcript has 3 exons. The record is from RefSeq and is a predicted model, not a curated record. Gene Ontology annotation, molecular function: RNA binding; ATP binding; RNA helicase activity. NCBI's taxonomy places the organism in Eukaryota, Fungi, Basidiomycota, Tremellomycetes, Tremellales, Cuniculitremaceae. Gene Ontology annotation, cellular component: nucleus. The coding region runs from base 1 to 2073 and encodes 690 amino acids.